Schistosoma turkestanicum is the source of this 1941-nucleotide messenger RNA. The record is from the annotation of a GenBank genome assembly. Lineage: Eukaryota; Metazoa; Platyhelminthes; Trematoda; Strigeidida; Schistosomatidae.
GUUGGUUUUUUGUUCAGCAAUCUCAUUUUAAUUGAAUUGGUUUGACGAAUGGAUCCAAAUUACUCCGAUCUUUCUGCAUGGAACUUAAACAAUCCCCAGCAACCUAAUGCAGGUUAUCCUGGAAUGCCUUCUGGAGGAUAUCCUGGAAUGACUUCAGGAGGAUAUCCGGGAUAUCCUGAUUCGUCAGGAGGUUUCACAAAUUCAAACGCAAGUGGGUAUCCAGGAGCACCAUAUGGAGGAUAUUCUGAUCUGCCCUCAGGAGGUUUUACAAAUCCAAACACAUCAGUAUAUCCAGGAUCUACAAUAGGUGGAUUCACUGAACAACUAGGUGCAAGUUUUAAUAACAUACCAUGCUCUGCACCGGGUGGAUUUCCUGAUCAACGUUUAAACAAUCCAACUGCUUCAUUUCCAACACAACCAGGUUAUACAAAUCCUUCUUAUGGAAAUACUGCUCCUACUGCACCAUAUUUACCAGGUACACCCGCCUUUCAAAUGGAUUAUGCAAGUCAAAUGCCAAAUUCUUAUAUUCCUGGCAAUCCUGGUUUGCAAAAUCCACCAACAAAUUAUGGUAAUCCAACUGUACCAGCAUCAGGUGGAUUUUCGUUUGUUGGUGACUCAAUGAGCACAAGUCAACAAUCCGUCUAUCCAAUGUUUAAUGAUUUUCCUACUCCUAUCUCAUCUCAGACGAAUGAUUUUUCCGGUACAUCAAGAGUAUUCGGUUUUGCUGAAUCAGCUCCACACGAAGAUAUAAUGGAGCCAACAUUAAGAGCAGCAUCUGAUUUUUGUGUUGAACGAGACUGUGAACGUUUAAAAAAAGCUAUGGCUGGAUUAGGAGCAAAUGAAAAAGAAAUUAUUGAAGUAAUGGGUCAUCGAUCUGUUGAUCAACGUGUUGCAAUUGUACAAAAAUAUAAAUCAAUGUAUGGAAAAGAUUUAUUUGCUAAAUUUAAAUCUGAAUUACAUGGACAUUUAGAAGAUUGUGUCGUUGCAUUGUGUUAUUCACCAGCAGAACUUGAUGCAUUAGAACUUCGUAGAGCAAUGAGAGGAGCUGGUACUGAUGAAGAUGCAUUGAUUGAAAUUCUUUGUUCAAGAACAAAUGAACAAAUUAAAAGAAUUAAAGAUAUAUAUCCAAGAUUAUUCAAUGGACGUAACUUAGAAAAAGAUGUCGAAAACGAUACUACACGUCAUUUUAAACGUAUAUGUAUCGCUUUACUACAAGCGAACAGAGAUGAAUCUACAUUUGUAGAUAAUACACUUGCACGAAGAGAUGCAGAAGAUUUGUAUAGAGCAGGAGAACAAAAAAUUGGAACAGAUGAAUCAAAAUUCAUUCAUAUCUUGGUUACACGAUCAUAUGCUCACUUACGAGCUGUGUUCAACGAAUAUACAUCACUUGGUAAGCGUAAUAUGGAAGAUGCUUUAAAAUCAGAAAUGCAUGGGCAUACAUUGAGUGCUUUACUCUCUAUUGUUCGUUGUAUACAAAAUAAACCACGAUAUUUUGCAGCAAAAUUAUUAAAAGCUAUGAAGAGUGCCGGAACAGAUGACAGAACUCUUAUUCGCAUUGUUGUAUCUCGUUGUGAAGUUGACAUGGGACAAAUUAAAAGAGAAUUCCAUAGUUUAAAAGGGAAAACACUAGAAGCAUGCAUACAUGAUGAAACAUCAAGAGAUUAUCGUCGUUUAUUAUUGGCACUUAUUGGAGCAUGAUCUCAUUGACUAUAAUAUAUAGAACAUGAUUAUUUAUUUGCACUUGAGUAAAGCUGUCAGACAAUAAUAAAAUUAAUUAGUAGUAAUAAAAGUAUUGGAAUUUUUUUAAAGGAGUUUCCUUAUUGCUACAACUGUUUACUUUAAUCAACAAAAGAGUAAUCUACUAACUAAAUGUAACAAAAAUUAUGCUGUGAAAAGAAAAUACUUUUACUAUUCAUUUAUCGUUUUAUCUAAUAACCUAAU